Messenger RNA from Mirounga angustirostris (Northern elephant seal), 2923 nucleotides. It is a transcript of the gene TIGD3, whose product is annotated as tigger transposable element derived 3. The record is from RefSeq and is a predicted model, not a curated record. Lineage: Eukaryota; Metazoa; Chordata; Mammalia; Carnivora; Phocidae. The transcript is spliced from 2 exons. Bases 559 to 1989 code for a protein of 476 amino acids. Gene Ontology annotation, molecular function: DNA binding. Gene Ontology annotation, cellular component: nucleus.
GCCCUGUUUGGAAGAUGAGAAAGCUGCGACUGCCUAGGUCACGGCCAAGAAGGCCUUAAGAAGCCGGGGCUGCUCUCCGGCCCCCGCGCUGCCCCGAGGCUCCUCAGGCCCCAGCUGCUGGCGGCGCCUCCGGGACUCCCGCGGGGUCUUGGCUCCGCCUCACCGCCCGUCUCUCUGGAAGCACCGCCCCCAGGAGGGCCCCACCACUUCUGCGACGUCCAAUGAGACUUGGCUGGGGGCGGGACGGGACGUCAUUGAGGGCCAAUCUGAUGGGGCCUGGGCGGGGCUGCGGCGGGUGGGAGCCGAGCGGCCGCACCGCGGUCUUCCCAGCCGGGAGAGAGCCCGGCGCGGGCGGCGCGCACGGGCCCCUGCUGUGCGCGCGCGCGCCCCCCGCCCCCCGCCCCCCGCGGAGCCCCUCGGCCCACUCCGCCCGCCGGGUCGUGGCGCCCGUCCCUCCUCUGCUCUCCCGUCGCCGCCCGGACAGGGGCUCCGAGCCGAGCCGAGCCGGGGCAGGGGCGGGAGCCGCGGGACGAGCGCCUGAGGUGCCGUGGAGAAGCCAUGGAGCUGAGCAGCAAGAAGAGACUUCACGCCCUGUCCCUGGCCGAGAAGAUCCAGGUGCUGGAACUCCUGGAUGAGUCCAAGAUGUCCCAGUCGGAGGUGGCCCGGCGCUUCCAAGUCUCCCAGCCCCAGAUCUCGCGCAUCUGCAAGAAUAAGGAGAAGCUGCUGGCCGACUGGUGCAGCGGCACCGCCAACCGGGAGCGCAAGCGCAAGCGGGAGUCCAAGUACAGCGGGCUCGACGAGGCCCUGCUCUGCUGGUACCACAUUGCCCGGGCCAAGGCCUGGGACGUCACGGGGCCCAUGCUGCUCCACAAAGCCAAGGAACUGGCCGGCAUCCUGGGCCAGGAUUUUGUACCCAGCAUCGGCUGGCUGGUCCGCUGGAAGCGCCGGAACAAUGUAGGCUUCGGGGCCCGCCCGGUAGCGGCGGCCGCCUUCCGCCCUGAGCCACCGCCCCCGGGCCCCACGUCCCGGGCGCAGCCCCCUCUUUCUCUUCAAGACUUCUCCCCCGAGGACGUUUUCGGCUGCGCCGAGGUGCCUCUGCUGUACCGGGCCGUGCCCGGCAGGGGGCGCGCCUGCGACCGCGUGCGGGUGCUGCUCUGCGCCAACAGCAGAGGCACCGAGAAGCGGCCGGUGCUGGUCAGCGGGCUCCGGGCCGCGCCCACGUGCUUCUCCGGAGUCAGCAGUGAGGCUCUGCCGGCCUCCUACCACCCUGACCUGGGCACCCCCUGGUGCGAGUGGCUGGCGCAGUUUGACCGGGACAUGGGCCAGCAGGGCCGGCGGGUCACCCUGCUGCUGGCUGCCCGCGUGCUCGAGGAGCUGGCCAGCCUGCCCGGCCUCUGCCACGUGAGGCUCCUGCCCCUGUCGGCCGCCGCCGCCGCCGCCGCGGGCGGCACGCCGGCCCUGCCCGGCUCCGUGGUGCGGGCCUUUAAGACCCACUACCGGCACCGUCUGCUGGGCAAGCUGGCCGCCGUCCAGAGCAAGAGGGCCGGCAUCUCGCUGGCCGAGGCGGGGGCCGGCAUCACGGUGCUCGAUGCUCUGCACAUGGCGGCGGCGGCCUGGGCCAAGGUGCCCCCGCAGCUCAUCGUCAGCAGCUUCGUCCAGGAAGGGCUGGCUCCCUGCAAGAUGCCCCUGUGCCCGGACGAAGCCUCCCAGAUGCCGCCCGUCCCCGGCGGGCUGAGCCUCCAGGAGUUUGCCCGCUUUGUGGACCUGGAGGGCGAGGAGCCCGCGUCCGGAGCGUGCAAAGAGGAGACGGGCGCCGAGGCCGGGCAGGGGGGCCAAGAGGACGGCCUGCAGCCCCUGCCCACCAAAGCCGACGCCCUCCGGGCUCUGGGCACGCUGAGGAGGUGGCUGGAGUGCAACAGCACCUCCCCUGAGCUUUUCGAGAAAUUCUACGCCUGUGAAGAGGAGGUGGAGAGGCUCUGCUGCCUGUGAAGGGCCGCUCGCUGCUCCCGCUCGCCGCUCGCUCGCCCGAGCCUCUCCUCUCCUGUUUCCUAUGGAAACGCCCCCUCGAGGAAGGCAGACGGGAGGCUGGCCUCUUUCCCGUGGAAAUGGAGCUCUUGUGAAAGGUGGAGAAGGGAGACAAGCUGGGAGACCCAGUCUAAGCUCUGAGAGAAAGUUGUCCAAGCCCUGAGAAGAGGGGGCUAAAGAUGGGGUGCGAGCUAGCGCGAGUUUCCGACCCUCUAGGGAGGCUGGGACUCGGGAAGCUGGAAUUGGGGCUUUACACACAGGCCGAUCCCUCGACUUCUGUGUUUGAAACAGUUCUGCUUCUGGAAAUAAAGUUUUUAAUCAGAAAAGAGGUCAGGGUGUUAAUUUCCUGGGAGGAGGGCGAACGCUUUCAACUCAGAUUCUUUAAAUUGGCUGCCGAGGCUUGCCUCAGCGCAGCUGUCUGGGCAGAUGACCAGCAGGACUCCCCUCUUCCAGAAUUCCAGCAGCAAGGGCUCCCAGGGAAUGGGGACUCCUUACCCGCUGACAGUCAGAUCCCGAGUACCGCCCUGGGACAUCCUGUGGCACUAGGACUCCGCUCUCGGGUCGCGGCUGCACGGUGGUGUUAGGAAGGAGGGGGCCCAGGCUAGGGACAGUCCAGAGAAACCGAAAGGAGCCAGAACUUGGAAGAGUCAUUUGUUCAUCUGAUCAUUUCACAGCAUCUCUUCCGCAAGCCUCCUGCGUGCUGAGGUGGCAGACAUGGCGUCCCCGCUGGGCAGGACCUUGCAGACAGUGACAGCCCAGCAUGAUUAAAGGCUGUCACCCAGGCGCGUGCAAAGUGCCGUGGCCCCGCAGAGCCUGGGGAGACUCCUGGCGGGGGUGCGCUUCGAGCUGCAGCUUGAAGGACGGCCGGCAGAGAGGAAAGGACAGUCCAGGUGCAGGG